UCUUCUUCUUCUUCUUCUUCUUCUUCAGUUCACUGAAACCUUAGAGAGAAGAGAAGAGUUAGCAAUGGAGAUUCUGAAGUUUCUCUUUAUUCUUCUCUCUACGGCGUCGUUUUUAUCUCUAUCGGAAUCGGUUCCUCUCACGGCGAAUUACUACCAAAAAUCCUGCCCGAGAUUCAGCCAGAUUAUCCAAGAUACAGUCACCAACAAGCAGAUCACUACCCCUUCUACCGCCGCUGGAACUCUUCGCCUUUUCCUCCACGACUGCCUUCCUAACGGCUGCGACGGCUCCGUUCUCAUCUCCUCCACUCCCUUCAACAAAGCCGAGCGCGACGCCGACAUCAACCUCUCUCUCCCAGGCGACGCCUUCGAUGUUAUUGUUCGAGCCAAGACCGCUCUCGAGCUCGCAUGUCCCAACACCGUCUCCUGUGCUGACAUUCUCGCCGUUGCCACUCGCGACCUCGUCACCAUGGUUGGCGGACCUUACUACAAUGUUCUCCUUGGUCGCAGAGAUGGCCGAGUGUCCAAAGCUUCGACGAUUCCUGGUUCUUUACCGAAAGCUACCUCGCCGAUUCCUCAGAUUAUUGAUAUUUUUAAAGCUCGGGGGUUUACUGUGCAGGAAAUGGUAGCGUUAAGUGGUGCUCAUACGAUUGGAUUCUCGCAUUGUAAGGAAUUCAGCUCUCAGAUCUAUAAUUAUACCAAGUCGUCUUCGUAUGAUUCGCAGUACAACCCUAGAUUUGCGCAAGGGUUGCAGAAGGCUUGUUCUGGUUUUGAAAAGAAUCCUACAUUAUCGGUUUUCAAUGACAUUAUGACUCCCAACAAAUUUGAUAAUUCUUACUUCCAGAAUCUGCCGAAGGGAUUGGGGAUCUUGAAGUCUGAUCAUGGGUUGUAUAAUGAUUGGAGGACAAGGCCAUUCGUAGAGGCGUAUGCGGCAGAUGAGAAAAAGUUCUUCAAUGAUUUUGCUCGGGCGAUGGAGAAGUUGAGUAAUUAUAAAGUUGUGACGGGGAAUCAAGGGGAGAUUCGGCAUAAAUGUGAUGCAAUUAAUUGAACUCAGAGGCUUCUGUUUUUCAUGAUUCAUUUUGGAGAUUGCAUCAGGUUGGAAUCAAGAUCAUUUACAUUUGGUUCUUUCUGAUUAUGAGCAUAUGAAAAAUCUGUAUACUUCCGCAUCAAUUGUGAUAUCUGAGCCAAUAUAUACAUGUUUAAUUGUUUGGGUUCUGGGUUGUAAUCUUUGUAUUCUUCUAGUGGGGUUUGUACUUGUGUUGAUCAGCUUCUGUAUGAUGUGUAGCCUUGUAGAAGGGUGAAAGAGUUCACAGUUCACUUAAUUUAUAAAAAAAAAAUGUCCUUAUCUUAAUUCUAUGUCUUGUAACUCUUGUCCAUGAUUUGAGUUUUGAUCAUGGUGCUAGUUCUUAAGAUUUGAUUUGAACUGAUUGUUUUGACUGUGGAUUAAAGGAGAAAUAAAAUGAGAGUUGAAAUUUUGGUUCAA
This is a messenger RNA of Benincasa hispida (wax gourd), 1480 nucleotides long. Its product is annotated as peroxidase 63-like. Gene Ontology annotation, biological process: response to oxidative stress; hydrogen peroxide catabolic process. Gene Ontology annotation, molecular function: heme binding; peroxidase activity. The record is from RefSeq and is a predicted model, not a curated record. Lineage: Eukaryota; Viridiplantae; Streptophyta; Magnoliopsida; Cucurbitales; Cucurbitaceae.